UUGCUUUUGAAGGUUCUUAACAAAAAGUCAAGUUCUUUAAAAAGCCAUAGACUUUCUUCUUCAUUCUUCCACCAUUUGAUAAAUGGCAAGAAUUUCUCUCUUCCUCUUGGAAAUGGAGUUGUUUCUCUGUUUCGUCGUUCUGUUUUUAAUAUCACAAUCUGUUGUUGCAUUGAGCAUAACAGAGAAACAAGAGAUUGAAUGUGCAAUGUGUUUAGAAUGUGAGAAUCCAUGUGAUCAGCCACCUCCUCCGUCACCUUCACCUCCACCGCCUCCGCCACCACUAGAAAUUCUAUGUCCUCCACCGCUACCACCGCCUCCACCCCCGCUAGAGAUUUUCUGUCCGCCACCGCCUUCUCCACCUCCUCCUUCUCCACCACCUCCUCCUCCUUCACCACCACCACCGUGUAAUCACUGCCCGUUACCGCUUCCACCGCCGAUGCCGCCGGUUUGCAAUGAAUGCGUUCCGAAUAAGCCGAGACCACCGAUCAUUAUCACAGCCGCAGAAGCGUCCCCGGGGGUAUCUGCUUCCAUCAGUUUAAUUGUUUCUCUCGCCUUCCUAGUUUCCUCUCUGUUUCAAUAAUGUUGUAGCGAUCUUCAGCUAUAUGUUGUCUCUCUCCGUUAUUAUUCUUACAUUCAUAAAGAUAUUCGAUUUCUCGUUCUAGGAAAUUAUAUUUUACUCUCAUCAUGUAACCCAUUGAUCUCUCCUUCAUUAGCAAGGUCUUUAGUAUUUAUCAUAACGAUAUAAACCACAAGUGAGAUUAUAAACUAAACCUUUUAGUG
Messenger RNA from Arabidopsis lyrata subsp. lyrata, 780 nucleotides. RefSeq names its product glyceraldehyde-3-phosphate dehydrogenase, testis-specific. Bases 83 to 580 code for a protein of 165 amino acids. The transcript has a single exon. The record is from RefSeq and is a predicted model, not a curated record. NCBI's taxonomy places the organism in Eukaryota, Viridiplantae, Streptophyta, Magnoliopsida, Brassicales, Brassicaceae.